AUGUGUUUUGGCUCUUUUCUGUGUUUGCAGAGGAACCUGUUGGAAGAAGAUUCAGAUGAAGAGGAAGACUUUUUCCUGAGAGGGCCUUCUGGACCAAGAUUUGGACCGAGGAAUGACAAGAUCAGGCAUGUCCAGAAUCAGGUGGAUGAAGUCAUCGAUGUUAUGCAGGAGAAUAUCACGAAGGUGAUUGAAAGAGGCGAGCGGCUGGAUGACCUGCAGGAUAAAUCAGAGAGUUUAUCAGACAAUGCCACAGCUUUUAGCAACAGAGCCAAGCAGCUUCGGAGACAGAUGUGGUGGCGAGGCUGCAAGAUGAAGGCAAUCAUAGCACUGGUGGCAGUCAUUCUUCUGCUUGUGAUCAUCGUACCCAUAGUCCUGAAGUACCAUACCUGACCAGACAUCUGGAGGCUUUGGUGGAGCUGGCUGUGGGAUAACCAAACUGCUGUGUAAUUUA
Molecule: messenger RNA, 451 nt
Organism: Nestor notabilis (Kea)
Lineage: Eukaryota; Metazoa; Chordata; Aves; Psittaciformes; Psittacidae
Gene: VAMP4
Product: vesicle-associated membrane protein 4
Exons: 6
Coding region: 1-390 (129 amino acids)
Biological process (GO): vesicle-mediated transport; Golgi ribbon formation
Cellular component (GO): membrane
Source: RefSeq, a predicted model, not a curated record